Messenger RNA from Trachymyrmex septentrionalis, 681 nucleotides. RefSeq names its product phosphopantothenoylcysteine decarboxylase (gene Ppcdc). Bases 1 to 591 code for a protein of 196 amino acids. Gene Ontology annotation, molecular function: phosphopantothenoylcysteine decarboxylase activity; FMN binding. Gene Ontology annotation, cellular component: phosphopantothenoylcysteine decarboxylase complex. The record is from RefSeq and is a predicted model, not a curated record. Lineage: Eukaryota; Metazoa; Arthropoda; Insecta; Hymenoptera; Formicidae. The transcript has 2 exons. Gene Ontology annotation, biological process: coenzyme A biosynthetic process.
AUGGCGAGCUGCUCCAGGAAAAGAAUAUUGGUAGGUUGCACUGGGAGUGUGGCUACGAUCAAGCUGCCCCAGCUGGUGGAAAUGCUGCGACAGAAUAAUCUGGAAGUGAGAGUAGUUGUGACGGAGAGAGCCAAACACUUCCUGAAGGAUGCUCAGCUGCCACCCGAUAUCCAGGUCUUAUCUGAUACAGUGGAGUGGGCUGCCUGGCAGGAUCGUGGUGAUCCGGUGCUGCACAUAGAUCUCGUGAAAUGGGCGGAUGUAUUCGUGAUAGCGCCGUUGGAUGCUAACACCCUGGGCAAGAUUGCCAGUGGCAUAUGCGACAAUAUUGUUACCUGCGUGGCACGCGCAUGGGAUCCUUCAAAGCCACUCCUCUUCUGCCCAGCAAUGAAUACCAGGAUGUGGGAGCAUCCAGUUACAAUGCCUCAAGUAUCGCUGCUCAAAUCCUGGGGUUAUAAAGAAGUGCACUGCGUAUCCAAGACGUUGAUGUGUGGUGACGUGGGCAUGGGCGCAAUGGCCGAAGUAGACACGAUCGUGCGAUUCACUCUGCGAGCCUUGAAUCCCUGGAUGGAUCAGUCGAAUUUGUGUCCCUAGCAGCGGCUGAGAUCGGCCUCCUCGUGCGAGCCUCGUCGACGACCCCGCGAGUAUCGAUGAAGCUCUGUCACGUCGAGAGCGCGAUUUCCA